Pogoniulus pusillus (Red-fronted tinkerbird) is the source of this 1352-nucleotide messenger RNA. RefSeq names its product V-set and transmembrane domain containing 2A (gene VSTM2A). Lineage: Eukaryota; Metazoa; Chordata; Aves; Piciformes; Lybiidae. The record is from RefSeq and is a predicted model, not a curated record. The transcript has 5 exons. Gene Ontology annotation, cellular component: membrane. Bases 433 to 1143 code for a protein of 236 amino acids.
CAAGCUGGAUCAGUGUGUAGGGAGGGCAGUCAUCACGCCAUUCUGAGCAGCAAGAGCUGAUGCUGGCUGAAGCUGCCAGGUAUCUGAAAAACAGCGAGAGAAGGCAGCUGAUACACACUUUUUUGGGCUUUGGCUUUUUUUUUUUUUUUCUUUCCCCGAAUCUGAAUCUGGACUUGAAGCAGCACAGUGCCUGAGACAGCUCCUCUGAACCACACUAUAUUGCAGCACUCACUCUUCCCAAGGAAAAAGACUCCACUGGGUAGCAGAAUGCUGCUGGUGUUGCAGCUAGGGCUAGAAUACAGAGUCUUUCUAUAACGUUUUACCACCUCUGUUUAUAUGUUUAGAAAUACAUACAUAUACUGACAUAUCACUUCUUCUUUUUUGAGGGCACCUUUGUCUUUUGUUAGCCUGAUGUGACUUCUUCAUCUUGUAAUGAUGGGAAUCUUUCUAGCUUAUGUUGGAUUAAUUUUCUUUUCAGUAAUGUAUAUUCAACAAGGACUUUCUAUGCAAGCAAAAUUCACCGAGUUUCCCCGAAAUGUCACAGCCACUGAAGGGCAGAAUGUGGAGAUGUCUUGUGCUUUUCAAAGCGGUUCCACUUCCGUGUACCUUGAAAUCCAGUGGUGGUUUCUGCGGGCAGCUGAGGACCAAGAGGCUGAAGCUGAAGUCACAGGCACUCAGGUGGAGCUCCUGCCCGAACGAGACCUGGAUAGCGACGGCACGAAGAUCAGUACAGUGAAAGUACAAGGGAAUGACAUCUCCCACAAGCUCCAGAUUUCAAAAGUGAGAAAAAAGGAUGAAGGCUUAUAUGAGUGCAGGGUGACCGAUGCCAACUAUGGAGAUCUUCAGGAAUACAAGGCCCAGGCAUUUCUCAAAGUCAUUGCUAAUAGCCAUUCUCGGCGAAUGCAAGCCUUUGAGGCAUCUCCAAUGUGGUUGCAAGACACAAAGCCUCGCAAAAACAUCUCAGCAGCUGUUCCGAGUAGCAUCCAUAGUUCUGCCAAUCAACGUGUCCAUGCCACCUCUAGCCCUGAAGCAGCAGCCCAAACCCCCAAACAAAGUCCGCAAUCAGGUGCGAGGAUAGCUACAAGCCAUGGACUUUCUGUCCUGCUUCUUGUUUGUGGCUUUGUGAAGGGUGCUUUGCUUUAAUCUAAAAGUGCUGACAUUUUCCAAUAUCACUUUCUCUUCUUAAAGCAAAGAGCAAUUCGCCUGUAAAAUCCAUGGAGAGGACAGCAAAGUUGACCCUAACCUCCAACCACCACUCUGCACCCAAUGUACUCUAAAUCUCUACACAAGGAGCACCUUCUUCAGGAAGUACAAACAAAAAUAUUACAAUAAAUACUAUAAUACAAAAAGAA